Molecule: messenger RNA, 1434 nt
Organism: Hibiscus syriacus
Lineage: Eukaryota; Viridiplantae; Streptophyta; Magnoliopsida; Malvales; Malvaceae
Product: la protein 1-like
Exons: 10
Coding region: 35-1276 (413 amino acids)
Biological process (GO): RNA processing
Cellular component (GO): nucleus
Molecular function (GO): mRNA binding
Source: RefSeq, a predicted model, not a curated record
ACUCUCUAUCAACUCAAGCACUUACUGUACAACAAUGGUGACCCCUUCUUUGAGCAAAGAUACUGCCAAGGCUGUUCUUCGUCAGGUAGAGUUUUACUUCAGUGAUAGCAAUAUUCCAAAAGACGAUUUCCUCAAGAAAAAGAUCAAGGAGAGUCAAGAUGGAUUGGUCAGUUUGGCAUUGAUUUGUUCUUUUUCAAAGAUGAGAAGCCAUUUGAAUUCAGUGGCAUUGAAGAAUCCAGAAGAUGUACCAGAAGCUACUUUAAAUGCUGUUGCUGAAACUCUCAGAACUUCAUCUUCCCUCAAGGUUUCUGAAGAUGGGAAGAAAGUAGGAAGAAGCACCGAGCUAUUAGAGCCUGAGGAAUUGAUAGAGCAAUUGGACAGUAGAACGAUUGCCGCGUCGCCGUUCGAGUUCAUCGUCAAGAGGGAAGAUUUAGAAACCUUUUUCAAUCAGUAUGCUAAGGUUAAUAGUGUGAGGUUGCCUCGUAAUGUAGCGAACAAGAAAUAUUUUUGCGGCACGGCUUUGAUCGAAUUCUCGGCCGAGGAAGAUGUUGAAAAGGUUUUGGGACAAAGCUUGGCUUUUGCCGGUGCUGAACUGGAGUUAAAACCGAAGAAGGAUUUUGAUGCUAUAAGAGAGAAAGAAGCAGAGGAGUAUGAACGUAAUCGUCCUUCGAACAACUCCGAUACCGAAGAAAAAUACCCGAAGGGCGUACUUGUUGCUUUUAAAUUGAAGAGCAUUUCGACUCGGGACUCUGCAAAGCAAAAUUCUGAUGAAACGAAGACUGCAGAGAAUCAAAAUGGUGAGGAAAAGAUUGAUGAUAAACAUGAAAGUCCCAUUGAGGAGGAGGAGGUUGAUGAGAAGGAAUGUAAAUCCGCUGCAUCGGUCUAUAAAGACGAUAUGAAUGUCGUUUUACGGGAGGAUUUGAAGGAUGUUUUUAAGAAAUUUGGUACUUUGAAGUAUGUUGACUUUAGAAUCGGGGAAGAUAAGGGUUACAUUCGGUUUGACGAAUCCGAAGCACCCCGGAAAGCUCAUACUGCUGCAGUCUCGGCUAAAGAAGGUGGUCUGGUUGUAAAAAAUUUCAUUGCCACUUUAGAACUGGUGACCGGUGAUGCUGAGAGAGAGUAUUGGAAUCAACUCCGUUGUAACCAAGAAAAGCACAGGGGAAGCAACAACCGAUUUCAAUCGAGGGGAGGGAAGAACAACAGAGGUGGAAAACGUGGCUGGGGUGGAGAAAAUGGUUCUCGUCGAGGUCGUCCUGAUAAAGCUAGAAGAGCUUGAGCACCGCGAGCUGUGUGAGUGAGUGAUAUAUGGACACUUCAAAAAUGGGGUUUGGGAUCCCUUGUGAAGCAAUAGCUUGAGGAAUGAGCCUGUGGUUCUUGUUUGUUUGGUUUUAAGUUAAAUGACUUCCUUUAUAUAUUAUCUAUGUUUCAAGUUCA